AGUCGCAAUUAGGGUUUUUCUUCUGGUGGUCACCCUGCGGGUGAUAAGGAGAAAUUGCUCCGUUUGUGCCAACGUUGGCCAAAGUACACUUAAAGGACUGCCUAGGCCUAAAGUAUUGGGUGGAGUUGCCCGAUUGCUCGAAAUAUGCAGCUUAAAUGCAAAAAUUUGAGUUACAAAAUCGCCCCCAGUGCGACCAACAGGGCUAAUUUAAUAUGUCACUUUUGAUGUCAAAACAAUCAGUUGUAACCUAAAAAUCGCAGUUUUUUAGCUGUUUAUUCAGUAACAGUGUUUUCUUUAAAUUCUAGUUUAAUAUUUCAUUGAUAAUUACCACAGUUCCAAGAUGCCCAAAGAGUGUAUUUUUUGCAAAAUCGUGGCGAAGACAGCCAAGGCGAGCCUUAAGUUUGAAAAUGAGGAGAUUAUGGUGUUUGAGGACAUCAAACCGGCCUCCACCCAUCAUUAUUUGGCAAUCCCCAAAGAGCACAUUGAGAAUGUACACAGUUUGCAAACAGCUCACUUAGGACUCCUGGAAAGACUAGUCGCCGAAGGUCGACAGGUCAUCGAAAAGGCAGGGGGAGAUUUGAAUGAUAUAAGGAUGGGCUUCCAUUUGCCCCCUUUUAACAGUGUGGGGCACGUUCACUUGCAUUUAAUUUGCCCAGCCAGCAACAUGUCUUUUAUUCAUCGCGCAAUGUUUAAACCGAACAGUUGGUGGUUUGUUGAAGUGAGUGAGAUUUUGGGAAAAUUGAGCAAGUUGGCCCAAGAAGAGAAGGCUGCAAGCUCUGCUCAUAUACAGUCUAAUCUGUAGGAGCAGUGGGAUAUUUCGUUUUUAUUACAUGUUCCCGUAAAUUGUUUAAUAUACUCAAGGGAAUUGCUAGGCUUAGUGGCUGUGAGGUUUAUAGAUAAAUGUUAUUUUGAUUGCUUCACGCAUCAGCCCCAGUGUUGUUUAGGAAAUGGAUCAAGUGAGGCAACAGUCACGUUAAGAAAUAUAUAUUUUUUAUGUUACAGCAAAA
This is a messenger RNA of Dendroctonus ponderosae (mountain pine beetle), 1007 nucleotides long. Its product is annotated as adenosine 5'-monophosphoramidase HINT3. Gene Ontology annotation, molecular function: catalytic activity. Bases 341 to 802 code for a protein of 153 amino acids. The transcript has 4 exons. The record is from RefSeq and is a predicted model, not a curated record. Lineage: Eukaryota; Metazoa; Arthropoda; Insecta; Coleoptera; Curculionidae.